Molecule: messenger RNA, 930 nt
Organism: Aspergillus calidoustus
Lineage: Eukaryota; Fungi; Ascomycota; Eurotiomycetes; Eurotiales; Aspergillaceae
Source: the annotation of a GenBank genome assembly
AUGGCAGACGGAAACCUCGCGUCCGCAGUGAUUGCCCCCGAGCAAGAGUAUAUCGAACGCUCCCCCGAAGCUGGACUGAAGCGGAGACAGUCGUCAACCACGGAGCUCGACUCAGAUACCAAACGCCGCCGUCUCAGUUCUCAUGCCGAAACCCAAGAGACUGAAUCUAGUACAGCGCAAACACAAAUGUCCCCCAAGAGAGUAGAGCAAGACUCGGAUCGGAAACGAACCCGUCGCGAUGAGGAGCGGAAACGUGGGCAACGGUUAUUCGGAUCACUACUAGGGACACUAUCACAGAGCUCGACUUCGGCCGCGCAACGGCGACGGGCAGACAUCGAGCGGAAACAGCAGGAUAAACUCAAAUUGCAGGAUGAGGAGUAUGGGGAGCUAAAGAAGAAGAGACGAGAGGAGCGUCUUGCCGUUCGGAGGAAGGAGCAGAAGCUCUAUGAGAAGGAAAUGAUGGAGACUCGGCACGCGAACCUUCUAGCAACAGCUCAUUUUCUCAAGACGAAAACUGAGCCUGUGCUGUUCUAUAAGCCGUGGCAACUGCGUUCCGAGGACGAAGCCAUAAUACGAGAUCAGGUACGGGAAGCGGAGGCGACGAUCGCGAGGGAAGUCGAAGAGUAUGAAGCACGUAAUGCGCAAGGAGAUACGGAGCCGGAGAACAACCCGAACCCGCCCACGGAGACUCCACAGCAAGCACAGACGUCAAACGAGGAUAUGCAGAAACCGUCUACGUUGCAGACGGCUAACGCCGACGCUGGAGCAAACGGCACCAACCGCGAUAAAGACUCUAAAGAAACCAAGCCCGAAAGUCCUCCAGCACCCAAUAACGAGGUGCCCGUCAGAUCAACCCACGAAGAUGACCAUCGAGCAGAAGACGACGGAGGAGAAGUCAUGGAGGACAACGAAGACACUGUGAUCUACUGA